AUGUCGCUGGAGCUCGAUUUCUCGCCCUCGGCGGACAACACUGACGGUCACCACGCGCAACCUGAAUCAUCCGCUGCUCUGCAAGCCCUCAAGCUGGAGUCAUCCAAUGACGGGAUGGGAACCAUUACGGCAGCAACCCAUGAUCUUGUAGAUGCGACCCAUUUUGGCGACUUUCAGUUCUCUUAUCAAGACGACUCACCGAUGGCUGGUCUAGCUCCACCAAACUUUGACGAUCACACUCCAGACGUGUUUGCGCAUUCCCAUCCACCUUCGGUAACCUCGAUGCAUGACCAACAGAACCAGGCCACCUCCAUCACUGUCCAGACCUCUUACAGUGACACCAAUGGCCGGCGGCAGGAGAGCAUGGACACAUCUGAGAAUGGCAGCCCCGACAGCAACCAGAACGCCGGCAAUUCCCUGGAGGAGCCAAUGUCGGACGAGUUUGGUCUUGCCACUGGAGGCUUGGGGGAUGGGACAGACAUGGGUGGAAAAUCAAAGGGUGAUAAGACAGAUGCGACACCAGCAUGGAGCGAGCUGAAGACGAAGGCGGGAAAGGAGCGCAAGAGAUUGCCCCUGGCCUGCAUCGCGUGUCGGCGCAAGAAGAUUAGAUGCUCGGGAGAGAAGCCAGCAUGCAAGCACUGUCUACGGUCUCGCAUUCCAUGUGUCUACAAGGUGACAGCGCGCAAGGCGGCGCCGAGGACUGAUUAUAUGGCCAUGCUGGAUAAGCGGUUGAAGAGAAUGGAGGAACGCAUCAUCAAAGUGGUGCCAAAAUCAGAGCAGGAUUCUAUGGCGGCGUCGGUGACCAGAGCGGUUGUCAAGCCGGCUAUUCCAGGGACUCUCACCAGCACCAAGGGCGCGGCGAAGAAGCGCGGUGCUGAUGAAGCUUUCGGACCAGACUUGGACAAUUGGGCUCGUGGCACAUCAAGAUCCAAGCUGGAUGGACCUCACAAGCCUUCAACGAUGCUGGUUCAGGAGGCGGAGGAAUCGAAGCUGUUGCUCGAGGGCGGCGAUGCUCUGCCAUCGAAGGAGAUCCAGGAGCACUUGGCCGAGGUGUUUUUUGAGAACAUUUAUGGCCAAGCUUAUCACAUCCUUCAUAAACCAAGCUUUAUGAGAAAGCUCAAGGCCGGCGCUUUACCUCCAGUGUUGAUCCUCUCGGUAUGCGCCAUUGCUGCACGCUUUUCCAACCACCCAAAGCUAGCCACGAACCCGAAUUUCCUUCGUGGAGAGGAAUGGGCUUCGACGGCCCGCGAUAUUCUCACCAAGCGAUACGAAUGGCCAAAUAUCACAAUUUUGACCUGUCUUCUGAUUCUGGGUCUGCACGAGUUCGGCACAUGCCAUGGUGGACGGAGUUGGUCUUUGGGAGGACAGGCCAUCCGGAUGGCUUUUGCGCUUCAGCUUCACAAGGAUCUCGAGCACGACCCCCUCCGGAUGACGGGAAAGACACAGCUGAGCUUUAUCGAUCGAGAAAUCCGGAGACGAACGAUGUGGGCGUGCUUCUUGAUGGACCGUUUCAACUCAUCAGGAACCGAUCGGCCAUGUUUCAUCAGAGAGGAAACCCUCAAGAUCCCACUGCCCAUCAAGGAAAAAAACUUUCAGUACGACAUGCCCGGGCCGACCGAGACGCUCAGUGGGCAAGUUCUAGAGCCCACGACCGAGGGUCAAGCGACCGAGGCCAAGGACAAUAUGGGCGUGGCAGCCUGGAUGAUCAAGGCCAUCGCUUUAUGGGGGCGCAUCAUCGGGUACCUCAACCAGGGCGGAAAGGAGUUAGAUCCUCACCCCAUGUGGAGUCCGGAAUCCGAAUACGCGAAACUACUCAAGCAGACCGAAGACUUUGAGCUGCCGGAGUCUUUGGCUUACACACCAGAAAACCUUCACUUGCAUGAGACAGACAACAUGGCCAACCAGUUUCUGUUUCUGCACAUCUCGGUCCAGCAAAACAUUCUGUUUAUGAACCGGUUCGCCGUCUCAUCGCCAAACGGUCAGUCACAACAGGACGUGCCGAAGGCGUUCGUCACCAAGGCAGGCGCAAAGGCAUUCGCCGCCGCGAACCGGAUAUCAGAACUACUCAAGGAUGCCGAGUCACAUUUCAUCACGGCACCCUUCACAGGAUACUGUGCCUUCUUGUCUAGCACAGUCCACAUCUUUGGCAUCUUCUCGGGCAACCCCUCGAUGGAGGCAACCUCGAAGCGCAACCUCGCCACCAACGUCAAGUUCCUCUCCAAGAUGAGACGGUACUGGGGCAUGUUCCACUGGAUGUCGGAAAACCUCCGCGAACAGUACCGCACCUGCGCCGACGCAGCCAGGCAAGGCAACCCAGCCCAGGAAAACGCCGCCUCGCCCAUAUUCCAAUACGGCGACUGGUUCGACCGUUAUCCUCACGGCGUCUCUCAGUCCGACUUCCUCGACCCGGCCACGUACAAGAAGAAGGAAAAGGGCGAGGACGCGGUGCUAGAACAGAAACCAGAACUGCACACAGUCGAAGAGUUUUUUACCACGCUCUCCCCGCAAAGUGGCGAACAUGCUGGUGGUCCGAAUGGCAUCUCCCGCCCCGGCCAGCACCUCAAACGGAAAUCCAUCGUUAGAAAGGCUUCCACUGCUGGCGGCUCCCAGCGAGGUGCCAACGACCAGGUUUUAUCACCGUUGCAAACCGACUUUGCCCGCGCCCAACAACAACAUCAUCAUCAUCAACAAGGCGCGGCUGAGCAGAUGCAUGCUGCUGCGAGGCUUCAUCAACGGUCUUUCUCUGCCAAUGCGGGUGUUGGUCCGCAGUCUAGUGGUCCCAGCCCGUUCAACCCCUUGACAAUAACGAACGCGUCGGCGUAUCAUGCCUUGUCGCCUGUCUCCCCGGUGGCGGUCUCGCAUUUGUCGCAUCAUCACCCUCAUCAUCCGCACAAUUCGUUCUUUCCGCCGGAUCCGUUUGCCUUGGGCGCGUUGGGGGCUCAUGGGCUGCCGGGGCUGGAUAGGCAGUUGGUGUUUGGGGCGUAUGGGAAUGGGGUUGAGCAUCAUCCUCUCGCGUCGGGUCUGGCGGGGUGGGCGGCGCAGGAUCAUGAUGGGACUGGGGGUGGGAGAGGGGGUGGUGGUGAUGGGGGAGGGGGGAGACAUCAUGGUGGUGGUGGUGGUGGUGGUGGUGGGAGGGGGGGGCAUACUGCUCAGCAGGACGCUGCGCUGCAUGCUGCUUUUGGGGCGGAGCCGAGUUCGGCCUGGUUUAUGCCUUUUAAUAUGGAGCCGCCUGAGAUUGGGGGGCCGGGGGAUGGGCUAGGGGGUGGGGUUUUGGGUGGGCAGGGGGGGGUGGGAGGGGGGAUGGAUGCGUUUGGGAGUAUGUUUGGGAUGGGGGGGAUGCAUCAUCAUUAG
Podospora pseudopauciseta is the source of this 3351-nucleotide messenger RNA. RefSeq lists its product as uncharacterized. Gene Ontology annotation, cellular component: nucleus. Lineage: Eukaryota; Fungi; Ascomycota; Sordariomycetes; Sordariales; Podosporaceae. Gene Ontology annotation, molecular function: zinc ion binding; DNA binding; DNA-binding transcription factor activity, RNA polymerase II-specific. The transcript is spliced from 2 exons. The coding region runs from base 1 to 3351 and encodes 1116 amino acids. Gene Ontology annotation, biological process: DNA-templated transcription; regulation of DNA-templated transcription. The record is from RefSeq and is a predicted model, not a curated record.